UAUAUACUCCAUAUGUAUAUGUGUUUUGCGUGUGUAUAACACAGAGAACCCAUCUGUUUCUGCAGUCAACGGCCAUGGCGGUGACAAAAGUCGAGAAAUCUGAGGAGGAAUGGAGGGCCAUUCUCUCACCCGAACAGUUCCGGAUCCUCCGAGAAAAGGGCACCGAAUUGCGUGGAACUGGAGAAUACAACAAGUUUUAUGAGGAAGGGAUUUACAAUUGUGCUGGUUGCAAGACCCCUCUCUAUAAAUCUACAACCAAGUUCGACUCUGGUUGUGGUUGGCCUGCCUUUUAUGAGGGUUUCCCAGGGGCAAUUACCCGCACUCCGGACCCCGAUGGCAGGAGGACUGAAAUCACCUGUACUGCCUGUGGUGGACACCUCGGCCAUGUCUUCAAAGGCGAAGGGUUCAAAACACCAACAGACGAACGCCACUGCGUGAACAGUGUCUCAAUCAAGUUUGUUCCUCCAAAUUCUUCAGCAGACCAGUGAAAUUGGAGGCGGCUGUAGUGCAAGACCAC
Messenger RNA from Ipomoea triloba (trilobed morning glory), 517 nucleotides. Its product is annotated as peptide methionine sulfoxide reductase B5-like. The transcript is spliced from 3 exons. The coding region runs from base 75 to 488 and encodes 137 amino acids. Gene Ontology annotation, biological process: protein repair; response to oxidative stress. The record is from RefSeq and is a predicted model, not a curated record. Lineage: Eukaryota; Viridiplantae; Streptophyta; Magnoliopsida; Solanales; Convolvulaceae. Gene Ontology annotation, molecular function: peptide-methionine (R)-S-oxide reductase activity.